AUGAAACUACGUUUGAUCUUGCGAUCUGUUUUAUUCGGAAUUCCUGUUGGAAUUACACUUUUCGACUCGGUGGGGUAUGUUGCAAGAGUCGAAGGAAUUUCGAUGCAGCCUUCAUUAAACCCUAAUUGUGAUGAAGUGGACUAUGUUUUCCUCAAUAGGUGGGCAGUUAGAACCUAUAAUAUUGCCAGAGGCGAAAUUAUUUCACUAAUUUCGCCCAAGGAUCCAGAUCAGAAGAUAAUUAAAAGGGUUGUUGGUAUUGAAGGUGACGUGAUUAAGACGUUAGGGUAUAAGAAACCUUACGUUACGAUCCCCGAAGGACAUUGUUGGGUAGAGGGUGAUCAUACAGGUCAUUCUUUGGAUUCAAAUUCUUUUGGUCCCAUAUCAGUAGGAUUAGUAACAGCGAAGGCAUCUCACAUAGUCUGGCCACCACAUCGUUGGCAGAAUCUGAAGCAUGACAUUCCUGAGGGACGAAAGCCACUAGGACUGAAGUAA
This is a messenger RNA of Schistocerca gregaria, 492 nucleotides long. Its product is annotated as mitochondrial inner membrane protease subunit 2. The coding region runs from base 1 to 492 and encodes 163 amino acids. Gene Ontology annotation, biological process: mitochondrial respiratory chain complex assembly. Lineage: Eukaryota; Metazoa; Arthropoda; Insecta; Orthoptera; Acrididae. Gene Ontology annotation, cellular component: membrane; mitochondrial inner membrane peptidase complex. The transcript has a single exon. The record is from RefSeq and is a predicted model, not a curated record. Gene Ontology annotation, molecular function: serine-type endopeptidase activity.